AUGGUCUUCCUCAGCAGCCUAGGCGUCCUUGCCUUGUUGACGAGCACCGUGCUCUCACACCCUCAGCCAUCUCCUGCUCCCGUCUCCACGACAACGUGCCAGGGAAAAUCCUAUACAUACAACGAACUCGCCGGUUUCGGUUCCAUCCCCUCUGACGCGAGAGACAAAUUCGGCGACACAAUCAGCAUCGGCUCCUCAGCCGCGAUCACCAACUGGAAAAAGCGAUCUGCCGGUGGCAAAAACAAACAAACCUACUACACCGGCACGCUCUACGGCCUCCCCGACAGAGGCUGGAACACCCAAGGCACCCAAAACACCAUCCCUCGCGUCCACACCUUUGAUGUGACUUUCACCCCAGCCGCGGCAUCUCAAUCCCCGCCCCUCCCACCAAACCUCCUCUUCAAAUACAAAGCCACCAUCCUUCUUACCUCUCCCAGCGGUGAACCCCUCACUGGUCUCGACCCAGACAGUAUCACCACCCUCCCUGGCUUUCCCCCCCUCCCAGCAUCGACCUAUCCCGGUGAUGGGUUUGGUGGCCCCGGUCCAGGAGGAAAACGCAUCGCUAUUGACGCCGAAGGCUUGGUGUUGAAUGAUGAUGGCACCUUCUGGAUAAGCGACGAGUACGGCCCGUACAUCUACCUCUUCUCCCCCAGCGGAAAACUCCUAUCCGCCAUCGCCCCACCUGAUGCUCUCCUCCCACUGAGGAAUGGCACCCUCAGUUUCAGCAGUGACAACGCCCCUAUUUUCGACAGCGGCAAACGACCCAUUCCUACCAACCCCAGUCAGGGUAGGUCAAACAACCAGGGUUUUGAGGGGUUAACCGCCAGUUCAGAUGGGAAACAACUCUGGGUCAUGCUGCAGAGUGCGGGGAGGCUGGAAGGGGGCGGGAAUGCUGCUACGAGGAGGUAUACCCGGUUAUUGAGGUAUGAUGUUAGCAAGGGGAAAGGCAAGAAGGUGAAGUACUCCGGGGAGUGGGUUGUGCCUUUGCCUACGUUUACUGAUGGGCAAGGGAGGACGAGGGUGGCGGCGCAGAGUGAGAUCAAGUAUGUCAGUGACGAGCAGCUGCUUGUGCUGCCGAGGGAUAGCGGGGUUGGUGCUUGCACUGAUAGCCCGACGAGUUUGUACAGGCAUGUGGACGUGGUUGAUAUUGGGAGGGCGACGGAUGUGAAGGGGAGGAGGUAUGAUUUGUUUAAUGCUUCGAUUGCGAGUGAAGAUGGUGUGUUGAAGCCAGAGAUAACACCCGCGACACUUUGCCCGUGGAUCGACUUCAACAUCAAUUCUAGGCUGAACAAGUUUGGGCUGAGGAACGGGCCCCCAGCGUUGCCGAUGAACAGCCUUUUGAAUGAGAAGUGGGAGAGCUUGGUGUUGGUUCCGGUGGACGAUGGCAAGAAGGACGAGUACUUCUUGAUUGUCAUCUCUGAUAAUGACUUUAUCACGCAGAAUGGAUUCAUCAACAACGGCAAGAUCCCAUACAAAGACGCGAGUGGGUGCAGCCUGGACCAACAGGCCUUGGUGUUCAAGGUCACGCUGCCAAGGAAGAGUAGGCCUUUGAUCGGAUAG
Podospora anserina S mat+ is the source of this 1560-nucleotide messenger RNA. RefSeq lists its product as uncharacterized. The record is from RefSeq and is a predicted model, not a curated record. The transcript has 3 exons. Lineage: Eukaryota; Fungi; Ascomycota; Sordariomycetes; Sordariales; Podosporaceae. The coding region runs from base 1 to 1560 and encodes 519 amino acids.